This is a messenger RNA of Emiliania huxleyi CCMP1516, 948 nucleotides long. RefSeq names its product putative aminotransferase. Gene Ontology annotation, molecular function: pyridoxal phosphate binding; L-2-aminoadipate:2-oxoglutarate transaminase activity. Lineage: Eukaryota; Haptophyta; Isochrysidales; Noelaerhabdaceae. The transcript is spliced from 4 exons. The record is from RefSeq and is a predicted model, not a curated record. Gene Ontology annotation, biological process: biosynthetic process. The coding region runs from base 1 to 948 and encodes 315 amino acids.
AUGGUUAUUGACUUGCGGAAGGGGCACCCACACGCCGCCUUUCCACUCAACUACUGCUCGGACGUGCUCGGCACGCGCCACUUUUGCGACAGCCUGGCGAAGUACCUCGGGCGUGCCUACGGUGGGCCCGUCUCUCCGAGCUGGCUGAUGACGACCGGCGGCGUCUCGCACGGCCUCGAUCUUGCGACCGCGGCCCUCAGCCGGCCGGGCGACACGGUGCUCUGCGAGUCGCCGACGUACUUCCUCGUGCACCAGAUCUUUGCCGACCACGGCCUCCGCAUCGAGAGCCUGCCGACCGACGCAGACGGCCUCGACACAUGCGCCCUCGAGGCUCGCUGCGAGGACAGCGGCAAGCCACCGCCGCGCCUGCUCUACCUCGUCCCUUCGCACGGAAACCCGAGCGGGGCGACGCUGCCAGAGGCGCGGCGCAGCCGGCUGGUGGAGCUCGCGCGGAAGCACGGCUUCUACGUCCUGGCCGACGAGGUGUACCAGCUGCUCGACUGGAGCCUGCGGCUAGGCUGGGUGGAGGCGCCGCCCGCGCUGCUGCGGCGGAUCGCGUCGCGCGGCUACCUCUCCUCGGGCGGCGGCGUCGCCCCCUUUGUCUCGGAGGUAGCCUGCGAGCUGCUCGAGGCGGAGCAGGACGAAGCGCGCGCCCUCUGCGCCGCCCUCCGCGCCGAGCCUGGCCUCUUCCGAGUGGAGACCGAGCCGCUGGGAGGCUUCUUCUGCUGGGUUCGGCUGCCGGAAGGCGUCGACGCGACGGAGCUGCUCCCCGUCGCAGAGAGGCACGGCGUGCUCUUCCUGCCCGGGGCGCGGUGCGCACCCGGCGCUGCGGAGCCCUUCCGGCAUCAUGUGCGCCUCUGCUUCGCCUUCGAGACAGAGGCGGCGAUGGGCGAGGGCGUGCGAAGGCUGGCGGCGGCGGUGCGGGAGGUGCAGCGGCGGGCAGCCUGA